This is a messenger RNA of Drosophila yakuba, 309 nucleotides long. RefSeq lists its product as uncharacterized. The record is from RefSeq and is a predicted model, not a curated record. The coding region runs from base 1 to 309 and encodes 102 amino acids. The transcript has a single exon. NCBI's taxonomy places the organism in Eukaryota, Metazoa, Arthropoda, Insecta, Diptera, Drosophilidae.
AUGCAGUUUGAUAAAGACGACUCGAGGGACAUAAUCAUGCGUACCGCCCAGGAGGCGAUGGACGUCCAAAGGCAAAGAAACGAGCGGUCCUACAAUUUGAGAAGCCGAGAGGUAUCUUAUAAACCUGGACAGGAAGUGUACCGACGGAACCUCCAUCAACGCAAUUUUUGCAAAGGGUUUAGCUCAAAACUGGCGCCGGUCUUCAUAAAAUCAAGAGUUCGGAAGAAGCUAGGAGCGGCUUAUUACGAGAUCGAGGAUCUCCAAGGAAAGGUUGUAGGCAAAUACCAUGCUAAAGACCUACGGCAAUAA